This is a messenger RNA of Dujonia railenensis, 789 nucleotides long. The record is from the annotation of a GenBank genome assembly. NCBI's taxonomy places the organism in Eukaryota, Fungi, Ascomycota, Pichiomycetes, Serinales, Debaryomycetaceae.
AUGUCUAACGGAGCAGGUAAAACCUUUAAAGGUGACAACGAAUGGAUUGACUUAAAAGUAAAAAAGGAAUGGUACGUCUCACCAAACACUAAGCACUUGGUCUUCGAAUUGGAAGAUAAGGACCAUGUUUCCGGAUUGAUCACAGCUAGUGCUCUUUUGAUCAAGUUUGCUGCCGAAAAUGAAGAUGAUGUCAUUAGGCCAUACACUCCAAUAUCUGAUAUUGAAAAAAAGGGAGAAAUUGAGCUUGUUGUCAAGAAGUACGAAGGUAGUAAGGCAGGAACCCAUAUUCACAACUUGAAGGUUGGUGACUCAUUGUCCUUUAAGGGACCAAUUGUUAAAUGGAAGUGGGAACCAAACCAAUACGAGUCCAUCUCUUUGAUCGGUGCUGGUACUGGUAUUACUCCAUUAUACCAGUUGUUACAUGAAAUUACCAAGAACCCUGAGGAUAAGACUAAAGUUAACCUAUUCUUCGGUAACUUGACCAAGGAUGACAUCUUAAUCAAGAAGGAAAUUGAUCAAAUUGCUUCGAAGCACAAGGAACAAGUGAAUGUUGUCUAUUUUCUAGACACUACUCCAGAAAACUGGGAUGGUGAAACUGGUUAUAUCUCUAGAAAAUACUUAGAGAAGAACUUGCCUGGCCCAAGUCCAAAGCACAAAGUUUUUAUUUGUGGUCCUCCGCCCUUGCUCGCAUCUCUCUCUGGCUUUAAGGUAUCCCCAACUGAUCAAGGUGAAGUUACCGGAAUUUUAGCCGAAUUGAACUACACCAAAGACCAUGUCUACAAAUUUUAA